Messenger RNA from Orbicella faveolata, 3542 nucleotides. RefSeq names its product RPA-related protein RADX-like. The record is from RefSeq and is a predicted model, not a curated record. NCBI's taxonomy places the organism in Eukaryota, Metazoa, Cnidaria, Anthozoa, Scleractinia, Merulinidae. Gene Ontology annotation, molecular function: single-stranded DNA binding.
UUUCUUGAAUUAUGCUCACUGCGGGUUGUAUUUCAAACAUAAAAACCAUCGCAGGCAAAGAUGAAGCGAAGAAAACGUUUACUGUGAAAGUUUUGGACAUUUACAGAUACUUUGUCGACAAGAGCUUUCCCAUUUUGGACCCGAAUUUUACUGACGCUUUCGACAUUGUGUUAAGCGAUGGCCGUUACAAGACGAAAUGUUUAUUGUCAACCUCUUUAAAUUGCCUCGUUUACGAACACAAGCUGCGGAAAAAUUCUGUUGUGACAGUUACUGAAUGUAGUUCCUUGAUCGACGAGAAAUCAUUGGAGCAAGCACCUUAUGUCAUUCUUCAAGGAAUAGAAAUUUUAGAUUUCGCGCCGGAGAACACGGAGGAAGCUGAGGAGGACAUCGAAUUUUGUGACCAUGCAACAGCGAACGAAAAGCAAGAAUUACCCCUAGCAGCCUCCCGUGGUUACUAUUUGCCAUUAUGGAACGACGAAGACUACUUUGGUGCAAAGUGGUUUAGUGAUCCAAAUUUGACGCUUUCUAACCCCAUCACCAAUGCAAUCACUAUUUUUGAUCUGGAUUCAUUUUGGAAAGUUUUGUCGCGUCCAUUUCCCGCACUGAUUGGGAGAAUAGUAAGUAAAAGCAGGCUCAAUCACUACGGGAAAGCGACUGAUGACAAAAGGAAAUAUCCGUACCAGGCCUAUCUUGAACUUGAGGAUCGUACAGGGACGGUAUCUGUGUGUAUCUGGAGUUCUUUCUGUGUCCUGCUUUAUAAUUAUCUUCAAGUUGGAGACAUUGUGGCAAUCUUAAACUACCGUGUUGCCAGGAAAUUUGGUCAGAGAAGUAAUGCGGUCUACAACACAAGUCCUGCAGCAAGCAUUGAGGUAUCCGUGAAUCCUACCAGCCCCACUGCAGAAGUGUACAAACUAGCCCCCAGUGAGCUUGGUCCUGCAUGGAAAUUGCCUGGUGUACCAUACAGGUUCAUUGAGAGGAAAUUCCUGGCCAAUUACUCACCAGGUUUAAUAUGUGACAUUGUAGGAGCAGUGAUGUUUAUUAGCCGAGUCAUCAGGGAGAGGAAGGCACGCAAGUCUUCUUUUUGGGCCAGUAAAUGGGUUCAUCUAAAUGAUGGGACAAGCUCCAAGCCAAUCAUCCUUCACCUUUACGCCUGUUCACAACCUGAAGUUUUCAAUUCCAUUGCACCAGGGAAAGUACUUGUCUGUGCUCGCAUGCUCAUCAAAAUUGAAGCCCAGGAUUCAAAACAUCAGAGGUUUUGCUUUCUUACAACCACCCGUGAAUCACAGCUUUACGUUCUUAAGCAGCCAUCAGAUGUAAAUGGCAAGCCUUUCACAGGCUCUGACGCCGUCAACAAAGUCAUCAGAUGGCGUCAGUCUGAGGAUUCCAAACAGCUUCUUAGGGAAUCUUGUAAAGGAGGUUACUACAGCUUUCCGCCCUUGCCCUACUCCCUUGAAUUAUACAAGAGGACCUUCCCUCCUGAGAGGCCGAUGGAUCUAAUAACAACAGUGAACCUUGGACUUAUCCUGAAAGAGCUCCACUUCAGAGAACAUGUACAGCUGCACAUACAGGGUGUUGUUGUAGCUCUGGAGUUUGUUCCCGCAGCUCACAGUGGAAGACCUCCUCACCAGACAGCUGGGGAGGUCACUUGCUCUCAACUGUGUGAAACUCAAGGUAGUAGUAAGAACAGUGGAGAAUCUUCUUCAGCAUGUCCCGGAAGUCAGUCCAGUGACAAUACGUUAAGACCUUCAACCAGUCAACACAGUGAAUCAGGAACAGAUUCUACACAAAAAGACAAGAAAAAUCUAACCACAAACAGAAAUUGCCACAUGCAAACACGAAAUUUGAAGAACAAAGAAGAUUCUGAAAUGGAAAGUGAGCACGAGUCAUCUGGCACAGGUAGUGAAAUGACAACAAGGACAGGGAAGAAAUACGGUUACAUCGUCAGGAGAAUUAAUCCCAAAAGGAAAUGCAAAACAGUUGAUUCCAGGAUCCCGAAGCGGGUUCAAAUUAAGACAAGAGGACGGCACGUUGGUGCUGAAGAUGUGGCCCCUUCCAGGAAGCGAAAAGCAAGGAAUCAGCCUGCCCAUCUGCCGAGAAAAUUAAGAAGAAAAGCUACGCCAAAGAGCCAGAAGUCUAACGAUUCCGCUAAAAGAAAAGGGAAAAUGACAAAAGGCGAUCAGCGGUUAGAAAGGAAAGACGAAGACUCGUCAGCAGUCUCUGAGAGCGAAACAUCAAGUUCUGAUAAGUCAAAGAAAGCGGAAAAAUAUUAUCCCUUCAGAAUUUUGGAUCAAACCUUGACAGACGUGGGGCCAGACAUUCCAUUUUUGGGCUUGUCUAAGCCAAGCUUACACGAGGACACUCUUCCCACACUUUGCAGUCGGGGACUUUCGGACGUCAAGGUCGUACCGAGAGCCGAUCGGCAGGGCUUCGUGGAAACCGAAGGCCACUGGAGGCUUAUGAUCGCGGGACUAAAUCGGCGUGCUAUUAUAAACGCCAUAUUUAUACCCCAGACCCCUGAGAGAGGGGAAGGCCCCAGCGAGGAACCAACAGCCGGGGUUUUCCUUUCCGCUCUGGCAACAGGGGUAUUUUCAAACCGUUAUCCGGUUGAUACGCUUUUGAAUCACGCCAGUGAAGAGUUGAAAGGACGAAGAACUGUUUUUGUGUUGGAUGUGUACAGCCACGGGAAUGACAAAGUGGAAGUUAUUAUCAACAGGGCGUACUAACCUGAAACACUGUUCACAUGUAGAUAAAUUGCCAUUGAUAUCAUCGAGCCGGGUAGUUAUGACUUGUCUCUGGUCUGAAAGGGUGCCCCAGCUAUCGGCUUGGAAUGUUUUAACCCUAAAGAGGGUUUGAACCUCUCUGAAUAGCCGUGACUUAAAUCAAGCCAAAAUGUCACGCGUGACAUCACGCCUGUCAAGGAAUACCUUAUAGACAAACACCUGCCGACAACGACAGCGCAAAAUCGGGGCUAGAUUCAGGGCAAACUGUCGAGAGAAGCACCAACAACGGUAGGAAAGUGCAGUAAAACGAGAAGAUUGGGCCUUAUAAGCAACACAAAAGUGAAACUGCCAGGCAAAAUUUCAGAGGAAAAAAUGGAAUCUACAUAAAACUGGCGACUGAAAUCGUAGUAACUAAGUUUUGAUCUGGUCAGGGGAAAUUAGAAGUUCGUCACUUUAGCUGCCUUUAAGGCUUAUUUGCCAAAAUCUUACAUCGAGCAGAUACGAAUCACCUCUAAGAAGAAACUGUUCCAUACAAACUGGGUUUUAUCUGGCCACGGAACUUUUACCUUACGUUCGAAUCGAGCUAUGAACUUUAUAAAUAUUUUCCGUGCCUACUUUUAGAGACACGGUAGGGAUAUUUUUAACAAGUUCCACUUAAUAAUUUUACGCUGUACAUACUUUCAGGAAAAUUAUACACAUACGGCAGUCGUGUAAGCAUUUAUUUAACAAAUUAGUUUUAUUGUUCUUCGAAAUACUUUAUGCUGUAUCGAAAUUUUAGAGUGCACGGUUGACGGAGAGUAUUAAAGCCAAUGUUUAAAUGGG